Molecule: messenger RNA, 662 nt
Organism: Drosophila miranda
Lineage: Eukaryota; Metazoa; Arthropoda; Insecta; Diptera; Drosophilidae
Exons: 2
Coding region: 243-536 (97 amino acids)
Source: RefSeq, a predicted model, not a curated record
AAAAAAAUUCUAUAAACAAGAGAGUUAUUUUGCUAAUACUUGUAUCUUGAAUAGUUUUUAGCUUUUAACCAGAAUUGGCGGUUAGCUGAUACAUUUCUUAGUAUAAACAUCUGCUUUGAUUUUCUGUAUAAUAGGCUGACAACCCUUAUCGAUCAACACCGUGUUUGUUCCUGCCUCCUUGCGAAAUUAAAAUGUUUUAAAUUAUAUAAUACUGUGCUGUGCUGUGCUGUGCUACUGUAGUAAUGGAUCGAAUUGAUACAACCAAGCGAAAGCCCAGACGCACUCACGGCACACCAUCGUAUACCUACCGGAAUCGCUUUGCCUACGCUCUGUUAGCAGCUGGAGCUGUAUGCUUUGGAAUUUGGAGCUUAACGCCCAUGCAGCGCUUGUCAAACGAAAAGCUGUGUAAAAAACUACUGACUUCAUCGGAGCAGGAACUUGACAGGAAAGGACUGUUUGAGUUUGGUGCACCGCGUCCCGGAAAGUUUAUUAGAGAAGCCAUCGAGGAGGCUGAGAAUCUAAGGACAGAACGCUAAUCAUGGAUCGAAAGACGCGAAGAGCGAACUUUAAGAACUUGCAGCAAGAAUCUAAUAAGCUUCGGUAAUUGUAAUUUAAGCAUGUUUUCGUAGUUGUUGAACAAUAAAAUGUAGUUAUCUAACCAA